This is a messenger RNA of Asterias rubens (European starfish), 1771 nucleotides long. Its product is annotated as protein arginine methyltransferase NDUFAF7, mitochondrial-like. Gene Ontology annotation, cellular component: mitochondrion. Gene Ontology annotation, biological process: mitochondrial respiratory chain complex I assembly. Gene Ontology annotation, molecular function: protein-arginine omega-N symmetric methyltransferase activity. The transcript has 12 exons. The record is from RefSeq and is a predicted model, not a curated record. Bases 100 to 1434 code for a protein of 444 amino acids. NCBI's taxonomy places the organism in Eukaryota, Metazoa, Echinodermata, Asteroidea, Forcipulatida, Asteriidae.
UGCAAAAACAAACAACAGUCAAAAGUUUCGUGCACAAAAGGAGAACAGGAUGCAAUAAAAACACUCAUUGUGAUUGACCAGUCGAAGGGAUCGUUAAACAUGGCACCACUCUUCGCUACCAACAAGUUGUGCUCUAUACUACUAAGAAAUAAGUGUAUCAGCAGCCCAAAGACAAGUUGUUUACAAUGGCUGCGGGUAAACACCUGCUUCAGGCAUUCCAGCUCUAAGACGAAGAGCCAAGAAACCCCUGUAGUCAAACAUCUCAGACGUUGUAUCCAAACCACUGGCCCUCUGACUGUUGCUGAUUACAUGAGAGAAGUGCUGACAAAUCCAAUCACUGGUUAUUAUAUGAGCAAAGAUGUAUUUGGUACUCAGGGAGAUUUUGUGACGUCGCCAGAGAUUAGUCAAAUGUUUGGUGAGCUCAUUGCUUUGUGGAUCAUCCAUGAAUGGACUCAAUCUUCAGGCAAGUCCUCUCCACUGCAAGUAGUUGAACUUGGUCCAGGCAGAGGGACCCUGGCUGAUGAUAUGUUACGGGUGUUCAAGCAAUUCCAGCACAUCACAGGCGACUUACUGUCACUUCAUCUCGUCGAGGUCAGCCCAAAGAUGAGUCAACUGCAAGAAGAGAAGCUGACCGGGCGACCAGGCUCACGAGAUGCAAGCUCAAAAGUAGAAGACAGUACAGAAGAGAAGGCUUAUAAGAGUGUCCAGAGUAAGACUGGGGUUCCUGUGUCGUGGUACAGGAGACUCCAAGAUGUACCCAAAGGAACGUCCUGUUUUGUUGCCCAUGAGUUCUUUGACGCAAUGCCGAUACACAAGUUCCAGAGAACCGAUAAAGGAUGGCGUGAAGUGAUGGUGGAUGUAGACGAUGAUGAAACUAGUCCUCAUCAUCUAAGAUUUGUCCUGUCACCCGCACCUACUCCAGCAUCUAUAAUUUAUCCACAGGAAACUGAAAAGAGAGAUCAAGUUGAGAUUUCUCCUGAGGGAGGAUCGAUCAUAGAAGAGAUUGCAGAGCGGAUCUUGCAGGACGGAGGAAUGAGUCUCAUUGUGGAUUAUGGUCAUGAUGGAACUAAAACAGAUACACUCAGGGGAUUCAGGAAACACCAUCUACAUGAUGUGCUCUGCGAGCCUGGCACUGCAGACUUGACGGCCGAUGUUGACUUUUCUUAUUUCCGUCACAUCGUUGAAAGCAAAGUGGCGACUCAUGGGCCAAUUACCCAAGAAGUUUUUCUGAAGGCCAUGGGCAUUGAGACUAGGCUUAAGAUGUUGUUGAAGAGUGCGACCCCUGAGCAGAGCCGAGACAUGAUAAGCGGGUACAAGAUGCUGACUGACCCAGCUCAGAUGGGAAACAGAUUCAAGUUCUUUUCCAUGAUGUCUUUGAACCGACAUACACAACACAACGGACUGCCACAAAACCCUGCUGGUUUCCCCAGUUGACCUUGACUCAUGUAUUGCUAAACACAGACUUGACAGAAGAUCAGGAUUUGAUCUCAAUCUAAACUAACUUCUUAAAGAAUGGCAACCUCAUCCCUGCUGGUUGGCAAAAGGGAACAUCACGCUGUUUUGUACCUGGGUAAUGGGUGCGUGACGCAGACGAGAUUGUGCGUCUGCUUAGUGCAUAAUUUUAUGGCGUUUGCCACCCAAAAGGGUCUGUAUGCAUGUUUCAUGAAAAGGGUCCAUUACGUAGAAGCAAUGUUAACGUAAUUAAUUGUCUCAAGUGGAGAGGUUUGAAGUUGGAAUAAAUCAGGAAAUAAAUAUAAUUUUCUUCAUAUCA